UUUCAACAUGUGGUGUGCCAAGCUGCCAAUAUUCUUAAGCGGGUAGUCUCUUAUUGGAAGGUCGCAUUGGACAAUCAGAGAAUCCGUCAGCGCUUGCAUCAAUGCAUGCACACUGCUCCUCGGGUCUGCUCUUCCUACAGCGACGACUGUCUUGAUUGGAUAGCAACCACCGCCAGUUGUGGCGAACCAAUUCCAUCUUGGAAGAACUGA
Messenger RNA from Bipolaris victoriae FI3, 210 nucleotides. RefSeq lists its product as hypothetical. The record is from RefSeq and is a predicted model, not a curated record. Lineage: Eukaryota; Fungi; Ascomycota; Dothideomycetes; Pleosporales; Pleosporaceae. The annotation marks the transcript as partial. The transcript has a single exon.